This is a messenger RNA of Rhincodon typus (whale shark), 6504 nucleotides long. RefSeq names its product collagen alpha-1(IX) chain-like. The transcript has 28 exons. The record is from RefSeq and is a predicted model, not a curated record. NCBI's taxonomy places the organism in Eukaryota, Metazoa, Chordata, Chondrichthyes, Orectolobiformes, Rhincodontidae. Bases 368 to 3079 code for a protein of 903 amino acids.
UUUUAUGGAAUGCUUGGGGUGUAGGUCAUUCGCAAGUACAAUGAUGUGACAUAUAACAGCAGACAUGCUACAUCAUGGCCAUAAAUUGCAAGUUUAAGAUGGCAAAUUUGCAGAAUGUUUGUGUUGAAGAACUGAAGUAUUUCACACUUUGAGCAGAUGGUCCUCUGAAAUGAGACUGAGUGAAAUCACAUAGGGGCAGAUGAAACUUGCAUUGAAGAAGCCUGUCAUAUGAGACCUACCUGCCAGAUAGCACUGAGAAAGGAGAUUUGAGAAAUCGGGCCCUAUGUUCCAGUAUGAGCCAGAGCAUUUGAGCUUUAAAUUAUCUGGAAACCUUGUUGUGGGUGAUUGUUUUAUGUAGACUAAAAUAAUGGCAGAUCCAAGAGUGGAGAUUUCUUCAAUGCCUGUGAGGAGACAUGUGCCGUGGCUAGUAGUUUGUUUCCUAAUUUUUCUACAUUCACUUGAUGUUAGUUGCCAGGAAUAUUUAGACUCCAUCUCUGGGGAUGAUGACGUAACUUCCUUUGAAGGUUCCACAGCUGAAGAUUUGCACAGAAACGCAUCAGGAAGCCUUUCCAAUGAGAAUGAACUGUCUGGUGAUGGCAGUGUAAUCACAACAGACACUCGUGAUAUUACUGAAUCUCCAUCAGGAUUUUAUCCAGAAAUUGAAAGACCUGAACCUGAUGAUCAAUACCGCACAGCUUCUGGAGAUCUUGACCUGGAAGAACCCGGGUCCAGCAUGCCUACAGACACAGAUUAUCAUUAUACUAACCAGCCAGAUGCUUACAUUUCUGUUUCUAUCCACACAAGAACACCAUUUACGCACCAACAAGGAACUCCAGUUAUGGAGAUGGAGCCGCUUCCCAUUCGUGAUCCCUCAGAGGGAGAAGUUACUGACGUGUUGGAAGCAUUAAGAUUGUCAAGUACAGUUGGUGUCUACGAAGUGGAAGGAUCCCAAAUUAACUUAAAGGCUUAUCGCCUAGAGCCAAGUACACAGAUUAGGAGAGAAUCAAGAUUUGUUCAUCCAAGUGGGUUCCCCAAAGAAUUUUCAGUGGUCACAACGUUUAGAAUGAGAGAAAAUACCCCUAACAUGGUAUGGAAUCUGUGGGAGAUAACUGACAGAUAUGACAAUGAGCAGUUCCGACUCCGACUGUAUGGUGAGACCAAUGCUAUUGAGCUCUACAAUGUGGCAGCAGUAGGAGAGGAGGUCACCACUUUUGAGAAUGUGGGACAGCUAUUUAACCAGGACUGGCACAAGCUCUCACUUAGUGCCACAAAAACCCAGCUGACUCUGUUUAUUGAUUGUCAGCAGGUUGGCACAGCUCCCAUUCGACAAUAUGGAUUCAUUGGCACAGGUGGAGCUACUAUUUUAGCUACAGGAGCAAGGAGCAAUACUACACUUCCAGUGGACGUACAACAAUUCACAGUCUAUAGAAACCCAAGUAAAGCGAGUGAGGUAACCUGCUGUGAAUUGCCUGGUAUUUGUGACAGACAAAGCAUUGCUGGCACUUCAACAGGAUGUCCCUGCAGACCUACAAGACCUGGAUUCUUUGGAUUCCAUGGUCCAAAUGGCUAUCCAGGUGACAAAGGCAGAUCUGGAUUUCCUGGAUCUCGGGGUAGAAAGGGUUAUCGAGGUUUUAAAGGGGCCCAGGGAAGACGAGGCGAUCCAGGACCAAGGGGUGAAAAAGGUGAAGAGGGUUCUCAUGGAGAUCCAGGUUACUCAGGAGCUAUGGGUGUUCCUGGACCCCCUGGAGAGAAAGGUGUGCUUGGUGCAAAAGGGAAAAAGGGUGCUGCUGGAUAUUCAGGGCCACAAGGGGAACCAGGACCCAAGGGUGAAAUGGGAGAUACUGGAGAACCUGGUGAAGAAGGCAGUGCUGGGUCCCCUGGAGAGGUGGGUUCUCCAGGAAACCCAGGACCCUCAGGGCCCCCCGGUAUCAAGGGAUUAAAGGGAUUCCCUGGUGAUCCUGGAUUCUCAGGAGAUAUUGGGGAACCAGGAGAUAUGGGAUACCCAGGAUCAAUAGGACAUGUUGGAACUCCAGGCAGAAAGGGUGAAAUUGGAAUGGCAGGAAGACCUGGUAGUGAUGGCAUACCAGGUGGUCAUGGUCCUCUGGGAAUACCAGGAAUAUUAGGUGAAACAGGACAAAUAGGACCAAAGGGCAAUAGAGGGGAUCCGGGUCCAAGAGGACCACAAGGCCCACGUGGUUUUCCAGGGAUGAAAGGUGAUGCUGGGCAAUCCGGAAUACCUGGAAAGCUGGGAGCAAAGGGAGUGAAAGGCUUCCCGGGACCACAAGGUGAACCAGGGCCUGAUGGCCAGAAGGGUGAAACUGGAAAAACUGGAGUUCAAGGCAAAUCAGGACCCAAGGGUGAGAAAGGUGAUGUGGGUGACAAAGGACAGUUUGGACGACCUGGCCCUCCAGGACACGUUGGAGUUGAAGGCAGACGUGGCGUCCCUGGAAUUCCUGGACCACGAGGCUCUCCAGGGCCCAUGGGGAAACGAGGUGAAGCAGGGCAUAGAGGGGAACCAGGACCUGUGGGAGCACAUGGUCCAGGAAUGCCCUUGGAACAAGUUUAUGAGUUGUGCAAAAGUGUUGUGAAUGAACAAUUAGCAAUCUACGCAUUUGCAAUCCGAAGGGCAUGUGCAAGGGCAUGUCCAACCAACAAUGUAACAUUGAUAGGGCCCCCUGGUCCUCCUGGAUUACCAGGGAAAAGAGGAGAACAAGGUGAAUUUGGUAAUGCUGGAAAUCCUGGUAAACCUGGACCAAGGGGUAGACAAGGAUUAGCUGGAUUAAGGGGUGCUCCUGGAGAGCCAGGAGAUAAAGGUGAAAAAGGUGUAAAAGGAGCUCAAGGGGUUGGACUUCAUGGAGCGGAAGGAUUACAAGGACCAAGAGGCUAUCCGGGUUACCCAGGUGAUGCUGAAGAAGGAGAACCAGGUCCGCGUGGGCCAGUGGGAUAUACUGGACCUUCAGGACAACCAGGAAUGCCUGGCGAGCAAGGAGUUCCUGGGAUUUGUGAAACUAGUGACUGUGGAAUCCAUGCUGUUGAUUUUCAGACCCACUACAGACUUCUGAAAAGACCAAAUUAUUAGCAUUCAGCCAAUUACAACGGCAUACUGUGGAAUUUUUACAAAAAUAAAGAUAGAAAGAAUUGAUCAUCAUGAGAAAGAAAACAGCUAACAUUGUAUUUUGAGCACCUACAGUCCACAGUAAAACAGAUGUUAUCAAUUUGAUAAUAAAUGGUUUGCUUAUCUGUUAGGUUUAUUCGACACCAUUAAAAUUGUGCUCAAUGAUUAUUCUUCAAAUUAUGUAUUUACAAAAAUAGCUAGUCAGAUUUCUUUCCAUAAUAUAUUCACACCUUUUUUCCUAAUUUGCUGUCUCCUAUUGGCAGUUUGAAACCCCCGUUUAUUUUUCUCCAGAUAUUUUCUUUUUUUUUAAAAGAAAUUAAUAAAAGAACAUCAGAGGGGGCAAAUUUAAUCCCAAAGUACCCAGGCAAUAGCAGAGAAAAUUAUUUUUAAUGUUGUUUAAACUAAAAUUAAAUGAGCAACUUCAGAAACAAAAGGCCAAAAUAAAUGUCAACCCAUAAUUAUUUAUACCUUUCAUGGUACCACUUUUAGAGGGUUUUGUUAUCACACUUGCACUUAAACACCUAGACCACUGGUUCCCCAAAAUGUUUUGCUCAUUCACCCCUGCUCAGACCGAUCAUUCAUUUGGAAGCAGCUACAGUCAGCUUCUCUUUCAACCAGCCAGCCCUCUAAUGAAACACGUCUUGUAAUUUUAAUGAUUUACAUGUUAAUGUACACAUGUCUACAGUAUUUUUUAAAAUUAAUUGUGAAUGUGAAGGCCAAGAUUGUUUGUUUUUUUUUUGAGCAUAAGCAUUUGAAAUCGGGAGAGUCUACCACUGAUGAAUACCACCCCUGACCCAUCAAAAAUGUACUCAUAGCCCCUCUUUUCAACCCUGAUCUGCCCCCUACUCAUCACAGUGAGCCUCUUUCCAACAUCACUUCCCUCCUUCUAAUGGCAACACCUUUUGUAAAUCAUUUCAAUUACACAUUACAGGUAAACAUAUAUCUACAAUGAUAUUUCUGAUUGAAAUUUCAAUGUGAUGAAUGAACUUGUUUGUUAGACCCUAAGCAUUUGAAGUAGAAUGGCCCUUCCCCUAGUCACUUACUCAGCAACCUUAUUUCCCAAAAUCUAUCCAGUCCCAUUUUCACCUCCAUCAAGCCAAAUCUUUUACUUGUAUUUUUAUUUCAAGAAAGGGUGGCACUUGUCCUUUAUUACUUGUUGCUGAUGUUAGUGUAGGAAAAGGAGACUAUUGUAAAUUCUGCAUACAGGGGAGUUAUCCUGUUUGUGUUGGAACUCAGCAAUGUAUUUCAAGCAAACUGAUUCUGAUGUUAUCAGGUUAAUUUCCUGUCUUGCCUAUGGCAAUGGACCUCACCUUACUGCCAAUGCGCUUUGGAAAAUCACAAUGUUCAAAUGACUUUUCCAUGCGGGCUGGCAGAGAGCAUGGUCUUAGAAAAUACACUUUUAUCUGAUCCAAUAAAGAACACAUUUAACUCAAGUCAGCUAACAACAGUACAAGAUCAAAUCAACGUAAUAUUCAACAUAGAAUGGCACAAAUGACAACAUCGACAAUGCCUUCUUAUUAAACAAAAUUACACGUUGGAGGAGGUUUUAAGUUUUUAUCCCACAUAUUCAGUCUAUACUAGCUCAGAGGCAUAUAUUAAACAACUGGGGGCAGCUACCUGAUUAACUAAAGAGAAUUUAAAGUGUUAAGACCAAAACAAUUAAAGAACAAAAUGCAAAGAAUAUAAUAUUUCAAAGAGAGUUGUAAAGAUUUGUUGGUUGUUUGCCAUUUGGUGAGUUGCUCUUACAGAGAACUGGCAUAGAUACGACAGGCUGAAUGGCAUGAGAUUUCAUUUAACAGCUAUUAUAGCAAUACUUAACUUCCCAGCAUAUGAAAAUAAAGGGAAUUAUGAAAAAUACAGAAGUCACAAUGUCCAUUGGACUAGUGUCAACAAUUUAUCAGGCACCAAAUGCACCCUACUAUCAUUGUAUUGUUUUCAAAGUUGUUUUCAAAGCUAUAAGAAGUAUUUGUUCUUAGGAAGAACAAACCCUCAGAUGAAGGCAGGCAAGGGGAUAAUGGUUUUUGUCCCAUAGUCAUUGGCCGAAAGGGUUGAAACAAUUGAUUGACACAACAUAAGUUACCUGCCCUAAAAAUAUGAUAUAACAAUAAAUGGUCAGGGAAGAGGGCAGUUCUUAUUAAGGAGACCUUGCAGGCAGCAGUUCCUAUCAGGCGGUAUCCUGAGAGUAGUCUUCAAUGGACAGUCUUCACCAGGCAGAUGGACAACACACCAUAAGGACAGGGGAAGACCCAGGGCAGAGUUCUCUAACACCUUGGCUAAAGAGCAGGAUGCUGCCCAUACCACUUUAAUGAGACCAAACACUCCACAUGCCAACAGCCUGCUCGUCCUCUAGCAUCAGUGAAUCUUCCCCAGUUGUUACAGUUGUGUAUGUUCAUUAUCUAAUUAACUAAUGUAUCAUAUCUAAACUGCUGCUUCCUUACGUACUCAAUAAACUGUCAGAAAAUUACCUAUAAAUCAUUAGCUGCCUAUAUUAGGUAAUUGUGAUCACAAACCCUGAAAAUCAACAGUGAACAAGAUAGUUCUCUACAACAGUCACUGAUAGUUUCAUAGCAGUAAUUACUUACACCACAUUUUAAAAAUGGAAUUUAUUAAUGAAUUGAAUUCAAAUUCCAGCAGCUUUUGAAGUGGGAGAUGAAUCCAGAUCCUCGGAGUACAAGUUUGGGCUGCUGGCUUUCUAUAGUGACAUUAACCUUAGGCCACCAUCUCUUCAGCUAAUUAACGUUCUGCAGUGUGUCUGUCUUCUGUGUGCCUUUGCCUGUCCCAUUGCUCCUAUGCAAUGCUACCCCAAUACAUGCUCUGAGGUAUUCUUUAAAUGCUCAGUUCAUUUAGUCUCAUACCAUGACCAAUGCAGGCAAGAUGUAACCAUGAGUUUUAGGUCAAAGGUCAAGUUUGUCUGCAAGUGGCUGCUAGGAAUGGUGGGAGAGCCCACAGGUGAGUCACACAUGGCCAAUGCUGGAAUAUUGUUCAUAUUUACACUUAAUCAUAUUUUCAUGGCAUGCUCUUGUUCACUCUGUUACUGGCUACAGAAACACAGACACAGCUAAGAAUUUUACUGCAUUGUUAAAUGGCAUUCAUUGUCAGAAAUUUCUAACUUUCAAACAAAACCUUAAGCAAAUUUGUAAUUUUACAAUGAUAUUGAUGGUGAAAUGUUUCUAUAUCCCUAUGCCUCAGAUCAAUAUCAUUUCACUACUGCAUGAAUUAAAUCAAAUCUUUUUAUAUAUUUCUUGCUACUUUUGACAAUUUCUGUGAACGAAACUAACUAUAUUCAAAUUUAGGUAUGAAAUUUUAAUUUAACAUAGGAUCAAGAAAGCACUGUGUGACAGGAUUCCUCAUCAAAUAUUGGAAUUGUAACAAAUUAAAACUAUGUAUUU